Molecule: messenger RNA, 1504 nt
Organism: Onychostoma macrolepis
Lineage: Eukaryota; Metazoa; Chordata; Actinopteri; Cypriniformes; Cyprinidae
Exons: 6
Coding region: 91-891 (266 amino acids)
Source: RefSeq, a predicted model, not a curated record
UGUUUGAGAAGUUUCAGCACACAUCUGGAUUUCUUUAGAGAUUUAUGUGACCACCAGCUUUUGAAAUUCUCCUUGUUUCUCAGGUGAGCGAUGGAUGAAAGCACCUUUGAGACAUUUGAGGAAGAGCUUGGUAAACCACUGCAAGAAGUUCCUCCUCAGAAACCUGUCAGGCAAAUGCGAACAGGAGGCAGAGCAGAGAUGUAUGCUCAGAGGAGGGUGCGAGAGGAAGCUCCAAUCGUCCAGCAGGUCCCAAAGAUGAUUCCACGGGAACAUCCGGUGUCCAGCGCCAACCUGUGUUUUAUCACCUGUCCAGCAGCGUCGUUACGCAAAGCUCUGUCCAUCCAGAAUCUGACGCAGAUCGAGACGCCGUGGGAAGGUGUGACGCUAAACAGGUGUCUGAUCGCAGCCAUAACCAUCCUGCUGCUGAGCUCCUGUUUACAAAGAAUACACGAAGCCGUCAGAGGCCGCAAAGACGUCAGUGAAGAGCUCAUAGCACUAAACGAGAGACAUACUCUGAUUAAAAGAGGGAAAAUAACACCACAUGAGCCAGACACUUCCUUAUGGGAAACAUUUUUCUGGUGGAUUGAUGAUGACGACGAAGGAAAAUCCAAGAGAGCGACUCGCGGGAGAGAUUCUAGGGGCCUCAGACACCGGGCCCUUCCGGACCUCAGGCUCCUGAAGAAAAGAGAGACAAAAUUCACUGAGCGCAGAAGAAGAGGAAGACACGAAGUAGAUGAGAUUAAAGAGAAACUGACAAAAGAGAAAGAGAUGAAAGUCAAGAAGAAGGUCAAGGAAGUGGAAGAAGAGGAGGAGGACAUACAGAAGAUGAAGAAACCCAAGAAACCAGCGAAAGAGAGCAAGCAAAUACCUAUGAAGAAAGAGAAUCAGUGAUGUACUGAUGCAUGAAGAAAAUAGGGCUGAUAGCAUGUGCACUCAAAUUAUCAUGAAAAUAAUGCAAUUAAUCUUAACGGUCCUAAAGGGAUGUUUUCUUUUGAUUACAGGGUUCUUGUCACUCUCAGAUCUUUAUGCACUUCUCUAGUCAGUUGAUGAUAAUGAGUACAAUUUGGUGCUUUUUGUGUUUUUUUUCUUUGUAAAGUCUGUAUUUUUCAGAGACUUGAUUGAAACCAUAAACCCCUUUAGAUUUUUAUGGCUCUUUUUGCAAUUAUGACUGCAAGCAAAGCACAUAUUCUGCCAGACAAUAUUAAGUUUCAAUCACUGAUUAUUUUGAGGUGAGAUCAAUAGGUUACAGUAAAAAUAAUGAGUAUUUCAGUGCCAGUUUAUUUAAAAAAUGUUUACCCAUGUUAUGCUUAAACCUAGUCCCCGACUAAAAUGUUUUAACUGAAAGAAACUUGUACUGAUUGAUCUUGAAAUAUGUCAGUGCCCUUGUUUUGUCUCGAGAUGCACACCAGUAAUGUUUUUUUCUAAGGCAUGUCUAUAAAAAUUACUUUAAAAUCCUAAUUGAACUAUGGCCUAGUCUUGGCUUAAACUAAACCCUGUCUGUGAA